Molecule: messenger RNA, 4447 nt
Organism: Syngnathus acus (greater pipefish)
Lineage: Eukaryota; Metazoa; Chordata; Actinopteri; Syngnathiformes; Syngnathidae
Gene: tmem86a
Product: transmembrane protein 86A
Exons: 3
Coding region: 127-840 (237 amino acids)
Cellular component (GO): membrane
Source: RefSeq, a predicted model, not a curated record
CCACAUGACGUUUGCCCGCCCACCGGAGAGAGGACAAAAACAAUCGGUAUCUCUCUCGCUAAAGAACAUAAACAAAAGGACGUAACCCAAAUUCACCUACACAACAACUCUACUAACGUCCUUGACAUGGUUUCCCCAGUAAGUGUGGUCAAGAGUGAAGGCCCUAAACUGGUGCCAUUCUUCAAGUCAACCUGUGUUUACUUUGUCCUCUGGCUACCAACCUCAAGUCCAUCUUGGUUUAGCGCACUUAUCAAAUGCCUGCCCAUCUUCUGCCUCUGGGUCUUUCUGCUGGCACAUGGCUUCAGCUUCUUGGGGGCUCACUCCAGUGCCCGCAAGAUCCUCGCCGGCCUCAUCUUUUCUGCUCUGGGUGACGCUUUCCUCAUCUGGCAGGAGCAAGGCUACUUCGUCCACGGUCUACUGAUGUUUGCCAUCACUCACAUCCUCUACUCAUCUGCCUUUGGAAUGAAGCCCAUCAAUGUGCGCGCAGGCUUUGUGAUCACUGCUGUGUCCAGUGUGAGCUACAUGCUUCUCUACCCUUACCUGUCGGGCCCGUUUACCUACUUGGUGGCCGUCUACAUCGCCCUGAUUGGCUUCAUGGGCUGGAGGGCCAUGGCGGGCCUGCAGUUAGCCAAUGACCUGUGGACCUGGACCAAGCUGUCCGCCUGCCUGGGCGCCGUGCUGUUCAUGGUGUCCGACCUCACGAUUGCCGUCAACAAGUUCUGUUUCCCUGUGCCCCACUCGCGUGCUAUCAUCAUGGCGACCUACUACGCUGCCCAAAUGCUGAUUGCUUUGUCAGCCGUGGAAUGCCAGGAUGCAGAGGUCGCGCGGAAGAGAAUAUGAGCGCCCGCUCUGUCUCUGUGACAACAAGGUGAUAGCUGCUCCCCGAGUGAUUGUGGACACAUCUCACGACUGCAUCACUCAGUCCUUCAUCUCCAUUGUUGCCAUGGCAACUAGACCGCCACAGUCUUGUAUGGUAGAUUCACAUUUCUUCUUUACAAUGAUACUGUGGUAGUAUUAUCUUCAGACUCUCCCAACAGCAGCUCUUCCCGCCUCUUCUGAUCCCUGAAAGGAAUGCAUCCUCAUACCUGAUGAACGUGGAUACGUGCACGGUACUGCAAACCUACCUGACAAAGUAUUAGUUCUAUUUUAUUUUAUUUUUUUUUUGGUUUAAGGGGAGCAGGUCAUUGGGGACUUUUAAGGAAUGUGUUGGUGGUAGAGGAGUCUGGAUUUAUGUAUUCUCUUCAGGUCCUAUACCUCACCUAUCCUUUAGCAAUAGUACAUCAUCUCCACAUUCAAAAAUUAACUUGGUCCAGAAAUGCAAUUCAAUAUUUGUGACAAUUUAGAAUUUUUCACUGUCUAACGUUAUGUAUAAUGUUAUGUUAUGUUAUGUCUGUGUAGAUUUUUAUUCAACUGGGUCAAAAUCAUCCACAAAAGUUGAAUCAAAGCUAACUGGAUGCCUUAGGCGAAAACCAAGAAGUGCAGUUGGCUUUGAUUUACCUUCUGUGGUGUAGCUUUAGCUGCCCACUAAAAAAGGAUUUCUUACAUACUUGCCCAUAUUUGACUCCACACUUAUCUUAUUCUGUUUUCCCCUGUGUUGAGGGUGCUGUUUUUUUUUUUAAGGGAAGUGACCGGUUCUUAGCAAGGAUAUGUUGCAUGUGCCCUGCACCUAUCUUAAGUAAUUUGAUUCAGAUUGCAUUUGUAGACUGAAAAUGAAACAGACUAAUCCAUCCAUUUUCAUCCAUCUCAGGGGACCGCCAUUUGGAUAUUAUGACGCCCUCUGAUGUCGAACUAAAAUUGUCGUCCGAACUGCCCUCGGGCUCACAUUGUGAAAGUCACGUGACCAAGCCCAGAAAACCGGUGAGCUGUGACCUUGACAAACAAAUGCAAGAUUAAUCAAAAUACUACUGGGAACACAUACAACUUUUGAUGAGACUACUCUUGUGUUUAAUUCCGUUUUAAAAGUCAGGCCGGUGUCUUAUCUGCGAUCCCCUUCAUUCCACUCACACAUAAUCAUAAUGCUUGUUAUUUGCUCUGCUCUUCAACAACCUCAGCAACACACCCAGUCUUAGUAGGUAUUUUAACUCAAUCCUCAUUAUGUGGAGUUAAAGCUCCUCACAGGUAAAGCUGGUUAAUCAUUCAUUUGUGAAUGGUUGUCUUUAUCAUUAAGGAGUAAUGAAUGAAUUUUACGCCAAUUUUAUCAAAGAUUCACUGCAGCUUUUCUUAAUGCGGUAUGAUAUAUAGGCAAUACUGAGCUGCUAAUGUUGACGCGCUCCCAUUAUGAGAGGAAAGUUAAUUGAAAUGGCCUGCCAUUGUGUCGCGUUGACUGAAAUGAAAGUGUUUUCUGAAUGAAAUAUGUAUGAUGAUAUAUUGUAUCUGGGCUCUCAGAAGCCUUUUCUUAAACCAAAGCCACUUGUCUUGUCAUGCGAGGAAAAAGUUUUGCCCUUAUAUAGGUAGGACCAGCAAAAAAAAACAAUGCCACUACCUAUUUGCACAAAAACUAAGGCCAAGGAAGAUUAAAUCAUCUUUUGAAAUUCUGAUGAUGAUGCGAAUACAGGACUUAAUAGUCAAGCAGCAUUUUCCUCAUAUCUUAUGUCAUUCUCCCUGCACCAGGAAGUGGCCUGGAAAACAACAAACUGAUGAACUAACGAACCACGUAACUUUUUGUUUUUAACAUUUCAGCUUUGGCAGUGGGAUGUACUCCUUGUGACAUCUAGUUUAUCUUGUCACUAUCCCACCUUUUAUGUUUCACACCAUCACCACUUUACGGAUAGAAUGAAGUGUGGUCUGUAGUAGAAUAUUACAACUUGAAGCUGAACACAUGCACACACACACGUGCAUACAUACUGUACAUUAUAUGCAUGUUUUUGUGUGUGCAUUUAUUAUUAGGUUGUGCGUAUUACCGUGAACGUCUAUUGUAUGCACAGUAGGACCGUCUUAAGGCCAGACAUGCUGGGACUCACAGAAUGGAGUCAUCAUCACACCAGUUGGUAAUAUAAAUUCAUGUGUUCACUCAAUGCAACAGUGCUCCAGUGGUGAUAAUUGCUGCAAAAACACAAAAAUGCCAGCCCCCCCCUCAGAACUUCAUCCACCCUCAUAUGGGCAAGGAAUCUUUACACGCACUGUUGUUGUUUCCAUCCCACCGUAACGAAUCUGCAGGCAGAGCGUAACGAUGACUUUGCUUAUUUCACUUUACUGACAUCAACAGGAGUAGAAACAAGUCAAGACUAAAUUUGUGGCUGUUGUUUCGCCAGAUAGUUCCUCAAUCUACUUUUGGCCUGUCAGCAUCGUUGUCUGUAUAAUCGCUUUGUCAGUCAGUUCCAUCAGCGUGACCAUGUAUUUUUAAUCUGUCCACACAGCAUUGUGGCAUUCUUCCUCACCCUAUGCAUUGGUCUCCUUGUUCUAUCAUAAGCUGUAGGUCAAACCAUGUCGGGAAAAAAAAGAUUGAGUCGAGAGGUCUUACUCAUCUGUGGGCAAUUUAUAUAAGCAACUCUUUGCCAAAAAAAGGCAUGAGGAUGUUUGCUCUUCUGUCCUCUUGGCUUCAAUGUGUAAGACAAGAUGAACAGUUGCUCCAGUUACUUUUGUUCAGCAACCCACACUCUAGAAAGUCGUGUAUGCUGAAGUUGCUGUUCCGUGAUCUGAAUCAUAAAGCUGCGAGUUGUCAUUUCUGUCAAACAGCUGAUACCAAGGUCAGCUUCUCCCUGUCCAUCAAAAGGCCACUUUACCUCAGCCUGCCAAUAGCCCUGUUCUCAAUUUUGUGCAAGACGACAAAAAGAAACCGUAAGAGCUAUAGGAGGCAUUUUGGGACGGUGAUUCUCAUAAUGAUUCUCAUAAUGAUCGAGAACCAGUAGCUGAUCAAUAGGUCCAUGUUUUCAUUCGUACUCUGCCCUUUCUCUCUUGGUUUCUUCAUUAUGGAAACUUCAGAACGUGUGUGUGUUAGCUUUUUUAUUUUUCAUUGUAAGACUGACAGACUACCAACAUCCCCAUGAGGGUAAAACAUGAAAAAAAUAAUGACCCUGGCCAAAUGUAUUUUUUGAAUACUUUUUAUGGAAAAAGAAAGCAACAUUGGAUAUUUAAAUUAGAUAUUUUUAAUUAUUUUUUGACCAAAAUGUAAUAACGUUUGGCAAUUAACGCAUAUUCAAUGUUUAAAUGGAGUAGUAAUGGCGACUGACAAUUUUAUUUAUUUUAAAAUGCACCCUACAGGGUAUUUUCUCAAAACUGUUCAAUGAAAUUGGGCAAUUUAAAAAAGAAAAAGAAAUGUUCAUACUUUCUUGUGUCAUUUACACAGAUCCAAAUUCACUUUCAGUCAAAACUCAGCCAGCUCGAUGUACAAACAAUGCAAUCAAUCUCGUCCAAAUGUUAAACAGAAUCUAUUACGUGCUGCUAUUAUGAUAUAACCCUUGUAGCAAUGAAAUGAAAAAAAAAGAAUGUUUUACUGAUGAUUGUUGAA